This is a messenger RNA of Brugia malayi, 915 nucleotides long. It is a transcript of the gene Bma-aph-1, whose product is annotated as gamma-secretase subunit aph-1, putative. Gene Ontology annotation, cellular component: endoplasmic reticulum; gamma-secretase complex; membrane. Gene Ontology annotation, biological process: protein processing; Notch signaling pathway; Notch receptor processing. The transcript is spliced from 5 exons. Gene Ontology annotation, molecular function: protein-macromolecule adaptor activity. Lineage: Eukaryota; Metazoa; Nematoda; Chromadorea; Rhabditida; Onchocercidae. The coding region runs from base 1 to 915 and encodes 304 amino acids. The record is from RefSeq and is a predicted model, not a curated record.
AUGGCGGUACUAGCGGGUAUUGGAUAUUUGUUCAUCGCAUUUUCACCUUCAGUUGUUAUUUUCCGACGGGUAAUUGCCAGUGAUCCUUUGCGAAUAAUACUAUUUGUUUUGGGUGCAUUCUUUUGGCUGUUAUCGUUAUUACUAUCAGCAUGUAUAUGGUUUGUAAUAGUACCUCUCAGGGAGUAUCUGGUUUUUGCGGUAGCUAUUUCAAUCGCAUUACAGGAAGGAGCCAGACUUCUUCAUUUCAUCCUUUUAAAAAAGGCACAAAAGGGUCUGAACCAUAUGUCAACUGCUGGCCAAAGAAUAACUGGUAUGCAUUCUCUGCGACAUGCUCGUCAUAUUUUGGCCACAGUGUGUGGCUUAGGAAUGGGCAUGAUGGCAGCUUUAUUUCUCAUUAUCAAUGUGAUCGCUGAUUUUUGGGGUCAUGGUACUGUAGGUUUACCAGCUACUGUACCGUAUGUAUCAGAUCGUUUCACAGUCAAACUUCUCCCAAAUGAUCAAUAUUUCCCUAUAACAUAUUCUAUAUCAGCAUGCAUGGUCACAUUGUGUCAUGUCUUCUGGACAGUCAUAUUCUGGGAUGGGUGUCAUAAGAAAGGUACUACGAACACCUGGUGGAUGGGUAUUUGUUUUGCUGUCAUCUCACACUACGCUAUGUCUGCUUUGAGUUUCGGAAAUCGAACGAAAUAUCAGAUGGCUGUAAUGUGCAUGCAGGGAGUUAUCGUUCUAGUAAAUGCAGUGAUCUCGUUCUUGGUUAUGGGUGUCACUUGGUCAUUACUAAAACGCAGGACGAAAUUAGCAUUUUGCAGAAUGUUUUGCGUAAAAGACUGUAACUCAGAAUCCAUUGAUACUUCUAUUUCGAGAUCAGAAAACCCUGCUGAAGAUAGGAGAUCUAAUCCACUCCAUAUCUGUACCUAA